Messenger RNA from Sebastes umbrosus (honeycomb rockfish), 3381 nucleotides. Its product is annotated as spermatid perinuclear RNA-binding protein-like. The transcript has 20 exons. The coding region runs from base 191 to 3022 and encodes 943 amino acids. NCBI's taxonomy places the organism in Eukaryota, Metazoa, Chordata, Actinopteri, Perciformes, Sebastidae. Gene Ontology annotation, cellular component: precatalytic spliceosome. The record is from RefSeq and is a predicted model, not a curated record. Gene Ontology annotation, molecular function: single-stranded RNA binding; double-stranded RNA binding.
CUCCGUUCCAGCAGGGGGCGGUUUGCAGCUUCAACCUUAAAACCAAAGAAGAAGAAGAAGAAGAAGCGGAAGUCAUCUUCAGGCCUGGCGACCGACCACCGACCCGUCCACAGCAUCGUUACUGAGAAAAGCUCUACACACCUUUUUAUUCACUCCUUGUCACAGAGGUGGUAUCUUCGGUCGUGACAGCAUGGCGUCCGCUGCAGCGCAGUGGGAUGAGCACCAGGCAUAUGAGGAGCUGCUGUACUGGGACAGUCUCAUUCAACAGGGCCACCGCCUCCUCCCACACGACUUUGACCGAUACGAGGACCUGCGUUACUGGUAUGACUGCCUGUGCUACGAGGAGGAGCUGAGGCAAUACAAUCAUUACGUCGCUUCUAUUGAGCAUCAUGAGGACCGACGACACCAUCAGGAACCUGCAGCUCCACGGGUGCAGUCCGGGCCAUAUGACCGCCACGUGAUGGCCAAACACUCUGAAGUGUAUCCUUCACCAGAGGAGCUGGAGGCGGUGCAGACAAUCGUCUCCCGUGUGGAGUGUGCCCUUAAGACUGUGUCCGACGAGAUGGAUACGCCGAAAGAUAACAAAGAAAAUACAGAGGAAGGGAGCAAUGAUUCACAAGAACGUGUCCUGCGUGGGGUUAUGAGAGUCGGCCUGGUGGCCAAGGGUCUCCUGCUGACGGGAGACAAAGACCUGGAGCUGGUGCUGCUUUGCUCCAACAAGCCUACCAUCACUCUGCUUAAUAAAGUGGCUGAAAAAUUAACCGCACAGCUAGAGGAAAAUUCAGCGGGGACAUAUACAGUAAGCCAGUGCCCAGGAGAUGCAGCCCUUGUUGUGACAUGCACCAAGGAGGGUUCGGUCCUGACUCUCACUAUCCACCUGACAUCACCUCUUGUCAGGAUGAAGCAAGAAAGUAAAACUGCAGAAGAAAAAGAGGAAGUCGGAGCGAAGCAAGAGAGCAAAGCUGCAGAAGAAGAAAAAGAAGAAGAAGACGACGACGGGACGAAGCAAGAGAGUAAAACUGCAGAAGAAGAAGAAGAAAAAGAAGAAGACGGCGACGGGACGGAGCCAGAGAGUAAAACUGCAGAAGAAGAAGACGACGACGACGACGGGAUGAAGCAAGAGAGUAAAACUGCAGACGAAGAAGAAGAAGAUGAAGACGAAGAAGAAGAAGAAGCAACGCGAACAGUCAACGAUCCGCCGGACGUUCUGGACAGGCAGAAAUGCCUAACUGCCUUGGCGUCUCUCCGCCACGCUAAGUGGUUCCAGGCCAAAGUCAACAACCUGAGUUCAGCCGUCCUCGUGAUCCGGGUCAUGAGGGACUUGUGUAACCGUGUUCCUACCUGGACGCCACUUUCAGGAUGGCCUCUUGAACUGCUGGUAGAGAAGGCUAUUGGUACAUCUGAGAGACCAAUGGGAGCAGGAGAGUCAUUGCGCAGGGUUUUGGAGUGCGUUGCAUCUGGAAUCCUCUUGGAAGAUGGCCCUGGAAUUAAAGAUCCAUGUGAGAAGGAAACAGAGGACGCCACUGGAUAUCUGACAACGCAGCAGCGUGAAGACAUCACGCAGAGUGCUCAGUUUGCCUUGAGGCUGUGUGCCUUUGGACAGAUCCACAAAGUGUUGGGGAUGGACAAACCUAUAAAGCCACGGAAAUCACUGGGAGCCAGCGGCAGAGAUGGCACAGCUCAGAUACCACCUGCUGGACACGUCAGCCUGCCAGCAAAGAGACCUUACACAGAUGUGGACAAAGAAGAAGAGGGGCCUCAACUCAACAGCAAACAGAGGAAGUUUCUCAAGUUCCAGAAGCGCUUUCAGAGGAAAUCAUUCACAGAUGACUUUAGCAUGAAUGCCGUGAUGCGUCUGAACCAGUACAAACCUGGCCUGGAGUACCGACUUACAUCUCAGACCGGUCCGGUCCACGAGCCGGUCUUCACAAUGGCUGUGGACUUGAAUGGGAAGCCCUACGAGGCGACAGGGCCCUCCAAACGAGCUGCCAAGCUUAAUGUAGCCACCAAGGUCCUGCAGGAUCUCGGUCUUCCGACAGGCUCAGAGACUAAAGCAGAGCCCAUUGGUGAAGUUGAAGGAUCCCAGGAAUCAGUCAAAGACGCCAGCACGGCCUCUACUGCAUCAGAAGAGAGCGCUCAGGGUCCCAUCUUGACCAAAAAGGGCAAGAACCCUGUGAUGGAGCUGAAUGAAAAGCGGCGCAGCCUGAAGUACGAGCUGUCUGCAGAGACCGGGGGCUCCCAUGAAAAGUGCUUUGUCAUGGAGGUGGAGGUUGAUGGGCAGAAGUUCAAAGGGAGAGGCUCCAAUAAGAAGGAAGCAAAGGCCUACGCUGCCCUCACUGCUCUGGAGAAGCUGUUCCCAGAUGACGACACCAACAGAAGUGCUGUGAAGAAGAAGGUCACCUACACUGACAUGCACAUCCCAGGGUUCGGCACUAUCCGGGGCAUCCCUUCAGACUCCGGGACUCGUGGCUGGGGUCCCCACAGAGGUCGAGGCAGGGGCCGAGGCAAACCGUUCCCUCAGGGACCCAGCUAUAACAAGACCAACUACAGUUAUGAGGGCAACACUGGCACAGGCUAUCAUAAUCUUUAUGAUAAUAAUGCAGCCAGCACCGCAGUCCAAGACACUGGAUCAGAAAGCAGCGUUGGCUACGGCACUUUUUACCCGGAGAGCAGCACCACCACCUACGCCGCCCCGCCCGCCUCCAGCUCCGACCCCAGCACCACGGUGGGUGAAAACUACCAGUCGAUGCCUCCUCCCGCUGACCAGGAAAGCCCCUACAGCUACGGGUAUGGAGACGAGAAGAAGAAGAUGCUGACCCAAAGUCAGAAUGAGGGCCAGGGAGGAGACUACUCUAUGUACAGCACCGCUUACCCCAGCUCGGUGACGGGCGGCCAAGUGUAUAAUAAUUAUGACUGGGGAACCCAGCAGUCCUCUGGGAAUGAGCAGGGGUACAGCACGUACCAGGGUUUCGGAGGACAAAACCAGGGCUCAUACUCUGGAUACAGCGAUACGAAUUACUAACCACACACAUUGUGUCACAUUGUGUCCAGCCUUUCUCACCUCAAUAUGUCAUUUUAGUUUUUUGUUGUGUUUUUACCUCACUUAUAGUUGUUGGAUAUCUGGUAUAAAACAGUUGUAAGUGAUAGAUGAUUAAAGGGUGCCCGUUUUCUUCCGCAACAUCCCUGUAAAAAAAACAUACCUGGUUUAUCAUUAUGUCUUGUUUCUAGGGUUGUUGUGUUUUUCUAAUCUAGUGUACUGGUAGUAUCAGUAUGUUAUGGUUUUUAUUUCUGCUUGUAGUUUUGAUCUGAAGAUUUAUUUCUGUGUCCUAUGAAAUGCUCAAAUCUUUCUUGUAAAAUAAAUUACUUUUUUUUGGAGCACAG